Molecule: messenger RNA, 1556 nt
Organism: Puma concolor (puma)
Lineage: Eukaryota; Metazoa; Chordata; Mammalia; Carnivora; Felidae
Gene: PSMD13
Product: proteasome 26S subunit, non-ATPase 13
Biological process (GO): ubiquitin-dependent protein catabolic process
Cellular component (GO): cytosol; proteasome regulatory particle, lid subcomplex; nucleus
Molecular function (GO): structural molecule activity
Source: RefSeq, a predicted model, not a curated record
GGCCAUCCCCGCGGCGCUGACACCUCCGAAGUGCGGCUGUCCCAGGGUCUUCCUGCCGUCAUGAAGGACGUACCUGGCUUUCUGCAGCAGAGCCAGAGCUCCGGGCCCGGCCAGGCCGCCGUGUGGCACCGUCUGGAGGAGCUCUACACGAAGAAGUUGUGGCAUCAACUGACACUUCAGGUGCUUGAUUUUGUGCAGGACCCAUGCUUUGCCCAAGGAGAUGGCCUCAUUAAGCUUUAUGAAAACUUCAUCAGUGAAUUUGAACACAGGGUGAAUCCUUUGUCCCUGGUAGAAAUCAUUCUUCAUGUAGUUAGACAGAUGACUGAUCCCAACGUGGCUCUUACUUUUCUGGAAAAGACUCGUGAAAAGGUGAAAAGCAGUGAUGAGGCAGUGAUCCUGUGUAAAACCGCAAUCGGAGCUCUGAAAUUAAACAUCGGGGACCUACAGGUUACAAAGGAGACAAUUGAAGACGUUGAAGAGAUGCUCAACAACCUCCCUGGCGUGACAUCAGUUCACAGUCGUUUCUACGAUCUCUCUAGUAAAUACUAUCAAACAAUCGGAAACCACGCAUCCUACUACAAAGAUGCUCUGCGGUUUCUAGGCUGUGUCGACAUCAAGGAUCUUCCAGUGUCUGAGCAGCAGGAGAGAGCUUUCACGCUGGGACUAGCAGGACUUCUUGGCGAGGGAGUUUUUAACUUUGGAGAACUCCUCAUGCACCCCGUGCUGGAAUCACUGAGGAACACCGACCGCCAGUGGCUGAUUGACACCCUUUAUGCCUUUAACAGUGGCAACGUAGAGAGAUUCCAGACCCUGAAGACCUCCUGGGGCCAGCAGCCUGACUUGGCAGCCAAUGAAGCCCAGCUUCUGAGGAAAAUUCAGCUGCUGUGCCUCAUGGAGAUGACUUUCACACGACCUGCCAAUCACAGACAACUCACUUUUGAAGAAAUUGCCAAAAGUGCUAAAAUCACCGUGAACGAGGUGGAGUUGCUGGUGAUGAAGGCGCUCUCAGUGGGGCUGGUGAAAGGCAGUAUUGAUGAAGUGGAUAAGCGGGUUCACAUGACCUGGGUGCAGCCCCGCGUGUUGGAUUUGCAACAGAUCGCGGGCAUGAAGGACCGCCUGGAGUUCUGGUGCACCGACGUCAGGAGCAUGGAGAUGCUGGUGGAGCACCAGGCCCACGACAUCCUCACCUAGCGCCCCCACCUGGCCCGUGUGUGGCAGCUGAGGCCAUCUGCAUUUAAUGGGGGUGGGGGGUGGGGUUGUGUUUGUGGAACGGGAACCGUUCUUCCUGCUGUGAGAACGGGACUGUCACCGAUGGGGUGCGCGGCCACAGAUGGAAGCCUCUUUUGUGGAGGUCUCCUGUAGCCCGCAGUGGGGAGGGGUCACCAGUCUCUGGUGACCAGGCAGGCGCGAGCGUGCACGUGCCCCGAGGAGCGAGAAGGCGCCACCCUGAGUGCGUGGGGACACCACUCAGAAGUUCGUCUCCAUCCCAUCCACCUGUGUGAAUAUCUCUGGUGUCGUUUGAGAAUGUUCCUGUAAUAAACGCACUUGUUUUGUCC